This is a messenger RNA of Emiliania huxleyi CCMP1516, 317 nucleotides long. RefSeq lists its product as hypothetical. The annotation marks the transcript as partial. The record is from RefSeq and is a predicted model, not a curated record. NCBI's taxonomy places the organism in Eukaryota, Haptophyta, Isochrysidales, Noelaerhabdaceae. The transcript has a single exon.
UGAGCGUUCCUCUCUUGGAGAUAAUGGCCCUCGUCGACGACAUCACCGAGCGUGACGAACCGAGCGGCGUCCUGUGCAGAUGGCUGAGCUGCGUCGCUCCAGCUUCUGUCGGCCGCUGCCUCGGCUCGCUGCCUGCUGCUGCCCGCCGGUCGUUCGACGCACCAGCUUGGGCGGGCUCACACAGGGUCAGUGCGCGGUAAGAAUGUGUCACAUGACGCGACGCGACGUCCAAGGCGCAAGGGCCUCACAGUUCAUCCUUGGUUCUCCUUUUUUCCGCGGGUCAUACCAUCGAUCCUCUGAUCCUACCGCACAAACGG